This is a messenger RNA of Aspergillus costaricaensis CBS 115574, 375 nucleotides long. RefSeq lists its product as uncharacterized. The record is from RefSeq and is a predicted model, not a curated record. Lineage: Eukaryota; Fungi; Ascomycota; Eurotiomycetes; Eurotiales; Aspergillaceae. The coding region runs from base 1 to 375 and encodes 124 amino acids. The transcript has a single exon.
AUGACGGGUUCUAUGUCCUUUGUAGGAGCAUUUGCUCCACAGUCUUCGGGAAAGCCUUAUGCUUCAACAACAGACAUGGUCGUGGAGCUGCACAUGCUCACGGAAACCAUGAAGGAUAUGACCUCCCAAAUCGAACAAUAUCAGGGUGGUAUGAGCAAUCUGCUUUACUUGACUCGAGGCACCUACAAGGUCUAUGAUAGCGCCAUGAACACACAGAAAAGAAUCGCUUCCACCGAGGUCACAGAGGGCCGGGACGAGGAGGGUCAAGUCUUGACUGCUACCUACGGAAUGAUCAGCGCCCUGACGGAGGCUAUUGGGGCUACUGCAAGCAAGGUAUAUUGCCUGGAAGACUUCUAUUUUAAUAAUAUAUACUGA